Molecule: messenger RNA, 3174 nt
Organism: Galendromus occidentalis (western predatory mite)
Lineage: Eukaryota; Metazoa; Arthropoda; Arachnida; Mesostigmata; Phytoseiidae
Gene: Gart
Product: trifunctional purine biosynthetic protein adenosine-3 Gart
Exons: 7
Coding region: 1-2994 (997 amino acids)
Biological process (GO): adenine biosynthetic process; 'de novo' IMP biosynthetic process
Cellular component (GO): cytosol
Molecular function (GO): metal ion binding; phosphoribosylamine-glycine ligase activity; phosphoribosylformylglycinamidine cyclo-ligase activity
Source: RefSeq, a predicted model, not a curated record
AUGCCGGCCAACGUACUCCUCAUCGGGUCGGGAGGCCGAGAACAUACACUCGCGUGGAAACUCUCGCAAUCAGCGAAGGUUUCGAAGAUUUUCAUCGCCCCCGGCAACGCCGGUACAGCCCUCGAAGACAAGUGUCGGAACGUUUCGCUGAAUAACAACGACAAUGCAGCGGUAAUCGAUUUCUGCAAGAAAGAGAGGAUAGACCUCGUCGUUGUCGGCCCCGAAGACCCCCUCGCUAACGGGAUCGCGGACGCACUCAAGUCUUCCGGCAUCAGGUGUUUCGGAUGUUCGAAGGCUGCGGCCCAGAUCGAAGCGUCGAAAGCGUUCUCGAAGGACUUUAUGGCGAAGAACAACAUCCCAACAGCCCGCUACGAGAACUUCACCGAUGUCAAGAAGGCGAAGGACUUCAUUGCCUCGGCAGAUUUCCCCGCUCUGGUCGUUAAGGCGUCAGGUCUUGCAGCGGGAAAAGGCGUCAUUGUCGCGAGCGACAAGGCCGGAGCCAUCGCCGCUGUAGAUUCUAUCCGAUCGUCGAUGGCCAAAGCCAGCGAUAUCAUCGUUGUUGAGGAACUCCUCGACGGCAACGAGGUCUCUGUUCUCGCCUUCUCCGACGGGACGAACGUUCAUUGCAUGCCCGCCGCUCAGGACCACAAGAGACUCGAAGACUCGGACAGAGGACCGAACACAGGAGGCAUGGGAGCUUAUUGCCCGUGCCCACUGCUCAGCAAAGAAGUCAUGACGCAGAUCGAAAAUCAAAUCAUCAAGCGAACUAUCGACGCUCUCAAGAGAGAUGGGACGCCCUUCGUUGGCUGUUUAUUCGCUGGACUCAUGAUAACGAAAGACAAUCAAGCAAAAGUACUCGAAUUCAACUGUCGAUUCGGAGACCCAGAGACGGAAGCUGUCCUGCCACUGAUGACCUCGGAUCUUUACGACACCCUCGUGGCUUGCGUGAACGGUGAUCUACCCAGCGCUCUUCCGACUUGGAAAGUAAACACCUACGCUUGCGGAAUCGUUCUGGUAUCCGGAGGAUAUCCAGGCUCCUACCCCAAAGGAAAGAGGAUCACGGGCUUGGACAGUGCGGCGGAACACGGGGUGAAGACAUUCCACGCCGGAACAACGCAAGGUACGGCUGGCGAUCUGCUCACCUCCGGCGGUCGUGUCAUGGUGUGCGUGGCCGAACACAGCGAUCUUCGGACUGCCAAAUACUUGGCGCAACUCGGAGCCGAGUUGAUCAAUUUUGAGGGAAAGUACUACCGGAAGGAUAUCGCUCAUCGCGGAAUCAAUGUCGCGUGUCCGAAAGACCCCUUGACCUAUUCGAUGUCGGGUGUGGACAUCGCUGCGGGAGAUCGGCUCGUUCGAAGUAUCAAGUCGUUGACCGACUCAACGAAACGUCCCGGAGUCAUGGGUUCCAUCGGGGGUUUCGGUGGAUUAUUCGAUCUCAAGGCAGCGGGAUACAAAGAUCCGAUACUGGUGUCCGGAACCGAUGGUGUUGGAACGAAGCUGAAAGUUGCGAACGCUUGCAAUAUACACGAUACAAUCGGAAUCGACCUCGUCGCCAUGUGCGUCAACGAUAUUCUCGUCCAAGGCGCUGAGCCCCUGUUCUUCUUGGACUACUUCGCGUGCGGUCAUCUCGACCCCAACGCCGCCAAACAGAUCAUCGCUGGAAUCGCGGAAGGGUGCCGACAGUCGAGAUGCGCACUCAUUGGUGGGGAAACCGCCGAGAUGCCGGGGAUGUACGAGCCGGGCGAUUACGAUCUCGCAGGCUUCUCGGUGGGAGCAGUCGACCGAGAUAAGAUACUCCCGCGCGACGGUGAUAUAACCGACGGUGACAUCGUUGUGGGCUUCGGGUCUAGUGGGAUACAUUCGAACGGCUAUUCGCUAGUUCGCAAGGUCGUGGAACGGUCUGGCGUCCGAUACAGCGAUGCGGCCCCGUUCGAUGAGACUAAGACUCUGGGACAGGUUCUCCUCACACCAACGAGAAUUUACAUCAAGUUGCUUUUGAAUGCCGUGCGUUCCGGGAAAAUAAAAGCAUUAGCGCACAUUACCGGAGGAGGUCUGACCGAGAACAUUCCAAGAGUUCUUUCGAAGAAGUUCGGUGUAUUCUUGGACGCCGCUGAAUGGUAUAUACCGCCGGUAUUCAGCUGGCUCCAAGCGGAGGGUAACAUCUCGAACGAAGAAAUGCUCCGAACCUUCAACUGUGGUUUAGGAAUGGUGGCUAUUGUUAGUCCGGAACACGUUCAAGCAAUUAUUGAUGAGAGUGAAAACGAAGGACGAGUCGUCGGAAAAGUUUUGGCCACAAAAGAGGGAUCUCCGCAAGUCAAUGUCCGGAACUUCAAUGAAUCAAUUAACCGCUCAUCACCGCAGCCAAAACCUCCGAAGAAAAAGUUUGGCGUUCUGAUAUCCGGCACGGGCACGAAUUUGCAGGCUCUCAUCGAUCACGUGAAGAACGUCGAGCGUCAGUCAGAAGCCGAAAUCGUGUUGGUUGUGUCGAACGUGGAUGGUGUAGAAGGUCUCAACCGAGCUCACAAGGCUGGAAUUCCAACGAAAGUGAUCUCGCACAAAGACUUCAAGUCUCGAUUAGAAUUCGACAUGAAAGUGCAUGAAGCUCUGACAACGGCCGGAGUCGAGUACAUUUGCUUGGCAGGCUUCAUGAGGAUACUCUCGGCGGAUUUCACUCAGAAGUGGUACGGUAAAAUUAUAAACGUUCAUCCAGCGCUCUUACCGUCGUUCAAAGGUGCAAACGCCCACAAACAGGCUAUCGAGAGCGGCGUCAAGAUCAGCGGGUGCACGGUUCAUUUCGUCGUUCCCGAGGUUGACGCCGGAGCUAUCGUGCUCCAGGCCCCAGUACCGGUCGAGCCCGACGACACAGUUUCGACAUUGUGCGAACGCGUGAAAAAAGCUGAGCAUCGUAUCUUCCCUGAGGCAAUGGAGCUCAUAGCACGAGGCAAAAUCCUGCUGCGACCUGAUGGGAAAAUCGCAUACAAGAACGACAGAUGAAUUAAUGUAUAUCGCCUAUGCGUGUUCUCCGAUCGGUGGAGCUCGACAGCGAGACCCGUCAUUUAUGGCGCGAGCCGCAGAUGCGCAAACUUCGGAAUGCAUCAUCAUGUAGAUAUGCCGUUUUUUGAAGUGACACGAUUUGAAUUCCGCAGAAUAAAUGUAGAUAUCCUCAUGAACCUG